AUGUCUGCAAUCAGAAGUUUGUGCUGCAAACCAAAGGAGAAAGAUCCGAAAGAAGAGGAGGAGAAGGUUGAGCGUAGCGAAUGGAGUAAACCCAUCCAGUUUAUUCUCUCAAUUAUCGGCUAUGCUGUGGGUCUUGGAAACAUUUGGCGUUUCCCUUACCUCGUUCUUACCAAUGGUGGUGGUGCCUUCCUCGUUCCAUAUAUUACUUUUAUGCUUUUCUGUGGUAUCCCCUUCUGUUUCAUGGAGUUCACAUUGGGCCAGUUCUCUGGCCUGAGUCCUGUUGAAGCUUUUGGAUUUGCUCCGCUCUUCAGAGGUCUUGGGUGGGCCAUGCUUCUGGUAUCUGGCAUGCUCUGCAUUUACUACAACAUCGUCAUGGCCUGGGUUGUCUUCUACUUUACCCAAUCUUUCAGCUGGAAUCUUCCAUGGAAAUCCUGCAAUAAUUCCUGGAAUACACCCAACUGCUUCACAUACACCGGAAUGACCAACAUGUCUUCGAUUCCUCCUAAUUCUACUAGCUCAACUAUGGAAUUUUGGAACCAUCGAGUAUUAGAGACAUCACCAGAUAUUAGUGAUUUUGGUGGAAUCAACUGGCAUCUAUGCGCUUGUAUGGCCGCUGCUUGGGUUCUUACCUUUCUUUGCCUCUACAAGGGCAUUAAGACCAGUGGUAAAGUGGUAUACGUCACUGCUCUCAUUCCCUAUGUCUUCCUUACAAUCCUCGUUGCCCGUGGUGUGACACUUCCUGGUGCCGACAUCGGUCUAAACUUCUACAUUAAAGCCGACUGGAAGCAGUUAAAAUCCAUCACAAUUUGGACACGAGCAGCUGUGCAGGUCUUCUACUCUCUUGGUCCUGCUUGGGGCGGUCUUAUCACUAUGUCCUCUUACAAUCGCUAUAAUCGUAAAUUCAAUUGGGACGCCUUCAUUCUACCCAUUGUUUGUGGUGGAACAAGCAUCUUCGGUGGUUUUGCAGUAUUCCCAAUUGUUGGUCAUAUGGCCUACCAAAUGGGCAGUACAAACGUGAGUGCUCUAAUGAAUACCGGGCCUGGUCUCGCUUUCAUUGUCUACCCCGAGGCUCUAGCCCAAAUCCCUGGUGCACCCAUCUUCACCGUCUGCUUUUUCGCCAUGUUGUUCACUUUGGGUCUUGACAGUCAGUUCGCAACACUGGAAACAAUGACUAGUGGAUUCAUGGAUCGUUUUCCUAAUACAAUUGGUCGUCAUAAGACUCUCUUUACUCUAAUUGUUUGCAUUGUUCAGUUCUUCCUUGGCUUCGUUCUGGUUACCAGAGCCGGGGGUUACUGGUUCCAAAUUUUUGACUGGUAUGCUACACCAAUUAGCAUUGUUUUGAUAGCCACAUUGGAAGUUAUCGCCAUUUCUUAUGUCUAUGGUGCUAGAAGAAUGCUCGGUCAUGCGGAGACAAUGAUAGGCAAACAAUCAAAGUUUGCCCGACUUUUCUGGACCACAAUUUGGUACUUCAUCACCCCCUGCUUCACCUUCUACCUCUUUGUGACCGUCAUUUUGGACUACUCGCCACCAUAUUUCACUAAUGGCAAACCUUUCCCAUCAUGGUCAGUGGCUUUCGGUUGGUGUAUAGCAUCAAUUUCUAUGAUUCCCAUUCCACUCUAUGCCAUACGGGAGAUUUGGAAACGUCGACACAACCUUAAGAGCUUGAUCCAACCAAUGGAAUACUGGACUCUCGCUUGUGAAGCUCGCUUUCGUCAGGCAUUAUUGAGGAAGGCCAGAGUCGAGGACAUGGAAUUGGGUGACGCCGGAGGCGUUGCGCAAGAAUAG
Molecule: messenger RNA, 1785 nt
Organism: Rodentolepis nana
Lineage: Eukaryota; Metazoa; Platyhelminthes; Cestoda; Cyclophyllidea; Hymenolepididae
Source: the annotation of a GenBank genome assembly